UCCGUGUUUGGACUUUCGGUGUGAAGAGGGAAUAUGUGGUUUAUUGGUUGGAAAGGGCCAUCGGGGUUCUCAGCUUCUUCCACUGCCGAUCAAGUAACUCAAGGGAUUGAUGGAACUUCUCUCACCGCCAUCGUCACAGGUGCAUCAAGUGGUCUUGGUCUGGAGACUACCCGGGUUCUUGCAUUGCGUGGUGUCCAUGUUGUUAUGGCAGUGAGGAAUGUGGACACUGGUAUGAAUGUCAAAGAAACAAUACUUAAGGAAAUUCCCACUGCUGAAAUUGAUGUUAUGGAGUUAGAUCUUAGCUCUAUGGCAUCGGUAAGGAAAUUUGCAGAAGAUUAUAAGUCAUCUGGUCUUCCUCUCAAUAUCCUAAUUAACAAUGCAGGGGUGAUGGCAACUCCAUUCAUGCUUACCCAAGACAACAUUGAAUUGCAGUUUGCAACCAAUCAUUUAGGCCAUUUUCUCUUGACAAACCUUUUAUUAGAAACUAUGAAAAAAACUGUACUGGAAUGCAACCGGGAAGGAAGGAUUGUUAUUGUAUCAUCAGAGGCACACAGAUUUGCAUACAGUGAAGGGGUUCGUUUUGAUAAGAUCAAUGAUGAAUCAGGAUACAACAGUUAUUUUGCUUAUGGACAAUCAAAGCUUGCUAAUAUUUUGCAUGCAAAUGAGCUUUCUAGGCGCUUGAAGGAAGAAGGAGUGGAAAUAACUGUGAACGCCCUUCAUCCUGGAUCAAUUAUUACAAAUAUUCUGCGAUACCAUGGUUAUGUUAAUGUCAUUGCUAAUAUGGUGGGCAAGUAUUUCCUUAAAAAUGUGCAACAGGGAGCUGCAACUCAAUGUUACGUGGCAUUGCAUCCACAGGUGAAGGGAAUUUCUGGGGAAUACUUUAUGGAUAGCAAUAAAGCAAACCCAACCUCUCAAGCUAAAGAUUCAGAGCUGGCAAAAAAGCUAUGGGAAUUCAGCGUAAGCUUGACUAAUCAAAAGUAGCUUAGAGGUUUGUUUGACUGGACCCUGAGCUAGAGCAAAAAUAAUUGUGUUAGAAAAGAUGUUUCAGAGAAUUAGAAAUUUGCAGUUGAAGCUUUUAAGUACAGCUCAGAUUAUCCAUUACUGGUUUUAUACGGUCAUUGUUGAAAAUCAAGCAGUAUAUAAUUAUUUUACGUGUAAUCACUACAUAGUAUUUAGCACAUGCAUACCUGAAUUUUCCUAAACAAAACGAAGCAUGAUAAAUUCACAUACCCUUUCGCAUGUGUAUGAAUCUGUAUCGAGUUAACCUGCAUACCUUAGCAAAACGAAGCUCACAAACGUGGGGACAUGUAGUCCCUUAGCAAUCUGAAUUUUCCUAAACAAAAACAAGGGUUGAUUUAUUUUUUAAAAUCUAGUUCAUUUAAAAUGAUUCUACUUGCAGGUGUGUAGUUGUUACUGCAACAUUUUAAGGUCAGCCCACUGAAGCUGAUAAAUUCAGAUCCUAGCACAAAUUAAGUGCAUCAACCCCAACAGA
Messenger RNA from Gastrolobium bilobum, 1492 nucleotides. Its product is annotated as short-chain dehydrogenase TIC 32, chloroplastic. The coding region runs from base 34 to 981 and encodes 315 amino acids. Lineage: Eukaryota; Viridiplantae; Streptophyta; Magnoliopsida; Fabales; Fabaceae. The transcript is spliced from 8 exons. The record is from RefSeq and is a predicted model, not a curated record.